GAGCUGGAGAAGUCUAUGGAGCCAACAGAUCCGGAGCGGAGCAGCCCCCCCAUGCUAUCUGCGGACGAUGCCGAGUACCCGCGGGAGUACCGGACCCUGGGGGGCGGGGGCGGCGCGGGCGGCGGGGGCCGGCGCUUCUCCAACGUGGGGCUGGUGCACACGUCCGAGCGGAGGCACACGGUGAUCGCCGCCCAGAGCCUGGAGGCGCUCAGUGGGCUCCAGAAGGCCGAUGCCGACCGCAAGCGCGAUGCGUUCAUGGACCACCUCAAGAACAAGUACCCCCAGCAUGCCUUGGCCCUGCGCGGUCAGCAGGACAGGAUGCGAGAGCAGGUUGGCGGCUGGACCGUGGACCCCGUGUGCCUCCUCAGCUCCCUCUGCUCCCACCUCCAUGGCGACUCCGCCCCCUCCGGGGCUGGCCAGCCGGCCCAGCAGCCAAACUACUGGAGUUUCAAGACCCGCAGCUCACGCCACACUCAGGGAGCCCAGCCCGGGCUGGCAGACCAGGCAGCCAAGCUGUCAUACGCCUCGGCUGAGUCGCUGGAGACCAUGUCCGAGGCGGAGCUGCCCCUGGGCUUCAGUAGGAUGAACCGCUUCCGACAGAGCCUGCCCCUCUCCCGCUCUGCCAGCCAGACCAAGCUGCGCUCACCAGGGGUGCUGUUUCUGCAGUUCGGGGAGGAGACUCGGCGCGUGCACAUCACGCACGAGGUCAGCAGCCUGGACACGCUGCACGCGCUCAUCGCGCACAUGUUCCCGCAGAAGCUCACCAUGGGCAUGCUUAAGUCGCCCAACACCGCCAUCCUCAUCAAAGACGAAGCUCGCAACGUCUUCUACGAGCUGGAGGACGUCCGGGACAUCCAGGACCGAAGUAUUAUCAAGAUCUAUAGGAAGGAGCCAUUAUACGCAGCUUUUCCUGGCUCACACCUUACCAACGGGGACCUCCGGAGGGAGAUGGUGUAUGCCUCGAGGGAGUCGUCGCCCACACGGCGUCUCAACAACCUGUCGCCGGCGCCGCACCUGGCGUCCAGCUCUCCGCCCCCGGGGCUGCCGUCCGGGCUGCCCUCGGGGCUGCAGUCGGGCUCGCCGUCGCGCUCGCGCCUCUCCUACGCCGGGGGACGCCCGCCCUCCUACGCUGGCAGCCCGGUGCAUCACGCGGCCGAACGGCUCGGGGGCGCCCCCGCCGCCCAGGGCGUCAGUCCCAGCCCCAGCGCCAUCCUGGAGCGGCGCGACGUGAAGCCAGACGAGGACCUGGCGGGCAAGGCGGGCGGCAUGGUGCUGGUGAAGGGUGAGGGGCUCUACGCCGACCCCUACGGGCUGCUCCACGAGGGCCGCCUGAGCCUGGCCGCGGCAGCCGGCGACCCGUUCGCCUACCCGGGCGCCAGCGGCCUCUACAAGCGCGGCUCCGUGCGCUCGCUCAGCACCUAUUCGGCCGCCGCGCUGCAGUCCGACCUGGAGGACUCGCUGUACAAGGCGGCGGGCGGUGGCCCGCUCUACGGCGACGGCUAUGGCUUCCGCCUACCGCCCUCAUCGCCUCAGAAGCUGGCCGACGUGGCGGCGCCCCCCGGAGGCCCCCAGCCGCCGCACAGUCCCUACUCGGGGCCGCCCAGCCGCGGCUCGCCGGUGCGCCAGUCUUUCCGCAAAGACUCAGGUUCUUCGUCGGUCUUCGCGGAGAGCCCCGGAGGCAAGACCCGCAGCGCGGGGGGCUCCUCAACGGCCGGAGCCCCGCCUCCCGAGCUCUUCCCCGGGCCUGGGGAGCGCCCGCUGGUUGGAUUUGGGCCGCCGGUGCCAGCCAAGGACACGGAGACCAGAGAGCGCAUGGAGGCCAUGGAGAAGCAGAUUGCCAGCCUCACGGGCCUGGUACAGAGUGCCCUACUACGAGGCUCGGAGCCUGAGACCCCCAGCGAGAAGAUUGAAGGCUCCAAUGGAGCAGGAACCCCGUCAGCACCCUGUGGGUCAGGCAGCCGGAGCAGCGGGGCCACCCCAGUGUCUGGCCCUCCCCCACCCUCGGCCAGCAGCACUCCUGCGGGGCAGCCCACUGCCAUCAGUCGUUUGCAAAUGCAGCUGCACCUGCGUGGCCUACAGAACAGCACCAGUGACCUGCGCAGCCAACUUCAGCAACUUCGAAAGCUCCAGCUACAGAACCUGGAGUCGUUGCGCGCGCUGCUGAAAGGCACAGAGGCGGAGCUGAGCAUGCGCGUGUCGGAGGCUGCGCGAAGGCAGGAGGACCCGCUGCAGCGGCAGCGCACCCUGGUGGAGGAGGAGCGGCUGCGCUAUCUCAACGACGAGGAGCUCAUUACCCAGCAGCUCAAUGACCUGGAGAAGUCGGUGGAGAAGAUCCAACGGGAUGUGUCCCACAACCACCGGCUGGUGCCUGGGCCGGAGCUGGAGGAGAAGGCGCUGGUGCUGAAGCAGCUCGGGGAGACCCUGACUGAGCUCAAGGCUCACUUCCCAGGCCUGCAGAGCAAGAUGCGGGUAGUGCUGCGUGUGGAGGUGGAGGCCGUGAAGUUCCUGAAGGAGGAGCCGCAGCGCCUAGACGGGCUACUCAAGCGCUGCCGUGGGGUCACAGACAUGCUGGCCCAGAUCCGAAGGCAAGUGGACGAGGGUGUGUGGCCACCCCCCAACAAUCUCCUGAAUCAGUCCCCCAAGAAGGUGACUGCCGAGACAGACUUCAACAAGAGCUUGGACUUCGAAAUGCCACCCCCCAGCCCUCCACUGAACCUCCAUGAGCUGAGUGGGCCCGCUGAGGGAGCCCCUCCUACUCCUAAGGGCAACCCUACCAAAGGCCUGGACGCUGCUGGCAAGAGAAGCGUGGACAAGGCUGUGUCUGUUGAGGCUGCCGAACGGGACUGGGAGGAGAAGCGGGCAGCCCUGACCCAGUACAGCGCCAAGGACAUCAACCGGCUGCUGGAGGAGACGCAGGCAGAGCUGCUGAAGGCCAUCCCUGACCUGGACUGUGCGAGCAAGGCCCACCCGGGCCUGGCCCCCACCCCUGACCACAAGCCCCCUAAGGCCCCCCACGGCCAGAAGGCAGCCCCCCGAACGGAGCCCAGUGGAAGGAGGGGCUCAGAUGAGCUGACGGUGCCUCGAUACCGCACAGAGAAGCCCUCCAAGUCGCCCCCGCCGCCCCCUCCCCGCCGGAGCUUCCCCUCCUCCCAUGGCCUGACCACCACGCGCACUGGGGAGGUUGUGGUCACCAGCAAGAAGGACUCGGCCUUCAUCAAGAAGGCCGAGUCCGAGGAACUGGAGGUGCAGAAGCCCCAAGUGAAGCUGCGCCGGACCGUGUCCGAGGUGGCCCGCCCGGCCUCCACACCACCCAUCAUGGCCUCUGCCAUCAAGGAUGAGGACGACGAGGACCGCAUCAUCGCCGAGCUAGAGAGUGGUGGUGGCAGUGUGCCACCCAUGAAGGUGGUGACUCCAGGGGCCUCUCGGCUGAAGGCAGUCCAGGGCCAGGCAGGCAGCCCCGACAAAGGCAAGCAUGGCAAGCAGAGGGCCGAGUACAUGAGGAUCCAGGCCCAGCAGCAGGCCACUAAACCAUCUAAAGAGAUGAGCGGGUCGAAUGAGACCUCAAGCCCAGUCUCAGAAAAGCCCGCGGCUUCCAGAACCUCUAUCCCUGUAUUGACUUCCUUUGGGGCGAGGAAUUCUUCCAUCUCCUUCUAGAAGCCCCCUCCCACCUCCACCUCAGCCUGUCCCCCCUCCUCACCCCUGUCACUUCUCUCCCUGCUCACCUUCCUCUCAUCUCCACCCUACCCCCACCCCAUUCUCUGGACCCUCUGAAGGGUUUGCCGCGGGUGUGGCCCUCCUCCGCUCUCUGCACCCAUCCCCUUGUUGGUGUUUUUGGUUUUUUAAACGACUCACUUUUAAUUAUCUUUUUUUUUUUUUUUUUUUUUUAAGUAAAACAGUAAAACUAAAAACCAAAACACACCACCUUCCCUUGAUUUCCUGUUUCUGGCCUGCCUCCUGUCAUCCUUGCUCCAUUUUCUCUUUACCCACGCUUCCUCCCAAGUCCAUCCCCACGUUCCUGCACCCUAUGCUCCCUUCCUGAGAGCACUCCAACUAAACUCUGAGCCACGGAGACUUGGAGCGGCGGGACACCCCUCUCCCCUUCCUCGGAAACCUCCCUGGAGGAAUACCUGGACGUUGGACCAACCCCCACUAUCAGGCCGGCAGCCAGGACGCAGGGAGACUCUAGCCCUGGAGGUGCCCCACCUGCCGGCCUCAACAGGACUGAACUCCGCUCCGCUCCGCUCCGCUCCGCUCCCUUCUGCUCGUGCCCUGUGGGUCUGGAGUCAUGAUGGGUGGGGCAGGGGUGGAGGGGCCAGUAUGAGGCCUUUGAAUCUGCGUGUCCGUGUCUGUGGAGACGAGUUGGCUUCCUGGGACUCCCUUCUUGUUUGUGGUGAGGAGCCGCCUGGCCCGUGCCGAGCGAGGAGGGGGCCCUGCUGGACGGUUGGUUGUGGGUGGCGGGUUGAGCAGACAGCCUGACCCUGGGGGUCACUGCCUUGGAAGAGGGCAGCCCUGAGAAGGGGUAUUUGGUACUUUCAGUUUCCUAAUUUAGCACUUUAAAUGACAUUAACUUAUUUAAUGGGGGUAGGGUGGGCAAGAAUGAAGGGCCUAGAAAACUAGAUUUGGGGACCUGGAGGGUGGGAAGGGGCUGGUUGUAAGGGAAGUGGGGGGAAUAGAGAGGGUCUGAUGGGGGGGGCGGUGAGGACAGCUCUGACCCAAAGGUCAAGUGACAUGACCUUCAGCCAUCUUCUUUGAGAUAAUGAGGGUUUUCAGGGAAGGGAUGAGAUGUGAUUUUUUCAGCGGGGAGCUGGUGACCCUUGGUGAGUUCCUUGAGGGUCCCUGAGGCCUGACCAGCCAGCCAGCGCCCCUAAACCGACCUGUGGAUGCCUGUGUAGCUUAAGGCCAGGUCCUGAGAGGAGGAGAGAAAGACCAAUUUUGGUUCUCAGCCCCAGGCCACCCAAGGGCACAGUGAGGGGCCAGCAAGGGGGUUACACGAGUGGGGGGUGGUGCAAGGAGGGUCCCCAGGGAGUAGGGUUCUUAUUUGGAGCACAAAGUGGGGUAAGCACAGGGGAGACUUUGGAGUUAGCCUCCCCAAGUAAGCACAGAAAGAAGGAGCCAUUGAAGGGGCAGAACCCCCUAGUCCCUGGGGCCUGGCUGGAAGGUCAGUGCCUGGGGAGAGCCAGGGGAGCUGUUGAGGGCUGGGGAGGGAGGGGAAACCAGGGUUGUGUUUCUUCAUUUCUUUUUGUUUUGUUUUUGUUUUGGUUUUUGGUUUUUUUUUUUUUUGUUGUUGGUUCAUCCUUGUUUUCUAGCUUUGGAUCAUUUUUGUACAAAGGCAAGCAAGCCUUUUUGAAAAAUAACAAGAGGAAAAAAAAAAAUCUCUCCUGAAAAAAAAAAAAACCCUUGGAAAAUAGAAAAAAAAAAAAGGACCUCAUAAAUGAUGCAAUUACUUUUAAUUGCAGGCAACUCUUUACAUUUAAGUGAAGUGUCUUAACAUUUUAUAUUGUUUUAAAAAUAUAUUUACAUAUUAUAUAUAUAUAAUAUACGUAAUAUAAAUAUAUAUAAAUAUUUAAAAAAAAAAGAAAAAAAAAAACCACGGCGCUCUCUCCCUGGCCGCUGUUUCGGCGGGGGAGGGGGGCUGGAGGAUGGGCACAUCGGCCUGGCUUCUGUGGUCCAGUGAAAUGGUUUGCUUUGAUUUGGCUGUACAGAGACCCCCUGACUGGGAGGGGAGGGGGGAGUGGUGCCCCCUCCUCCCUCCACUCCAUGACUCUUUGCUUGCUACUUUUUGCUCGCCCCCACCUCCCACCCUCGGCCCUGUGACCUGAACGUGUGCCCCACCGUCUUUGUCCUGAGUUGAACGUCCCUUUGUGGGGGGAGGAGGAGGUGUCCAUCCACGAGGGGGCAGAUGGAGGGAGCCGUGGGCCCCACCCCACCCACUCACGGAGAGCCCAGUGGGAUUUGCAUCUUUCUUUCCCUUUGGUUCCUGCACAUUUCCGGGCUGAGAGGCGUUUGUGUGGAGUUGUGCGCAGCCUGUGUGUGUGUGUGUGUGUGCGCGCGCGCGCGUGCGCGCACUGGCACGGGUCCACUUACCCAUGUGUGGAGGGAAGCAUGUGUGUGCACAGGCGUGACCUUCUACGCGGGUGUGCGGGGAGGCAUGCGCACCAAGUGCAUGUACCCUGCUGGGGUGUCGGUACGUGCCCCCCCUGCAUGUCAGUCCAGGGAGCUUCACGCAUGAGAAGGCGUGUAGUGUGUGUGUGCAGACACGCGUGGCUGCGAGAGACUCGUAUGUGUGCGGGCCACAUACGCGUGGACAGGGGUGUACGUGAAGGUGCAUGUGACUGUGUGCGGGCGUGUGCGUGUGCACAGGUGUGGAGACUCAGGCGCGUGGGAAUGCUUGCGUGUGUGUUCCAUCGGCCCUGCACCGCUCGCUUUGGCUCCCCUCCCAAUCCCCCAGCCCCUGGCCCUCUGCAAGCCCGCAGCACGUCAAUGCCCCCCAGCUGCAUGCGCCUCGCUGCUCUGUCCAUCAGUGUGUGCUUGACCAAGAGAAAACUAAGACGUCCGGGGGGGGGUCCCUGUACCUGGUCCCCCCGCCCCACCCACUGUGCUGUGUUACUCGCAUGGGGGGGUUCCUUUCCCGCCCCUUCCACAAUAUGCUGUUUCCCCAGGAGCCUCCGGCCCGCGGCUCUGAGAAGGGGUCCAGGUGAGGCCCCACCCCCACCCCAGGCUGAGCCCCGGCUCCGCACCCCCGCCCCGUCCACCCCGUAGGGCCCGUGUUGGUGUAGCAGUGAUGGCUUCUGUGGAUAUUCUGUGACCUCUGUCAGUGUAACUUGACAAUUUCUAAAUGGAAAAGGAUUGCUGUGUUUUCUCUGUCUCUCUUUUUUAAUGUCCUUUUUCUUCUCCUCACUUCCCUGCUCUCUUUCCUUUCCGGUUUUUCUAGCCGAGUGUUUGGGGCUUAAAUAAAACUUGUUUCUUUUUCCUCUCCUGGA
This is a messenger RNA of Acinonyx jubatus (cheetah), 6980 nucleotides long. It is a transcript of the gene SRCIN1, whose product is annotated as SRC kinase signaling inhibitor 1. Gene Ontology annotation, cellular component: postsynaptic density; cytoplasm; actin cytoskeleton. Gene Ontology annotation, biological process: regulation of dendritic spine morphogenesis. The record is from RefSeq and is a predicted model, not a curated record. The transcript is spliced from 20 exons. The coding region runs from base 16 to 3654 and encodes 1212 amino acids. NCBI's taxonomy places the organism in Eukaryota, Metazoa, Chordata, Mammalia, Carnivora, Felidae.